Molecule: messenger RNA, 219 nt
Organism: Ilex paraguariensis (yerba mate)
Lineage: Eukaryota; Viridiplantae; Streptophyta; Magnoliopsida; Aquifoliales; Aquifoliaceae
Source: the annotation of a GenBank genome assembly
AUGUCGCUGGAAAAUGGUGGAGAUGGCUUGUUUACGAGCUUUGCAAGAAUGUUGUCAAACUGCUGCCAAAAUUGGAGAUCAUCUGUGGGUGAAGAGUGCGGGAUGCUCAGCACAAAACUGCUAGCUAAACAACCAAAAUAUCGGGGUCCUGCAAACAAGCCUGGUGUUUGUCAAAUAUGCCAUGGGAGUUUGUCUGACAGAGUUAUCUGCAGUCUGUGA